GGCGCGAGGCGGACAGGCUUUCCGCGGGAGCCUCGAAACCCUACUCGGGGAGCCGCUCGCGCGCUCCGGGCGGGGGGCCGGGUCCCGCGUCGCGCGCGCUCACGAGGCCGGGGCGGGGCGCGCGGGGUGCUGGCCGGGGGCGCCCGCUCCUCCCCCCGCGAGCGGCCGGGCUGGCGGCGCCGAGCCCCCUGCGCGCGGCCCAUGGGGCGCUUGACCGAGGCGGCGGCAGCGGGCGGCGGCGCUGCGGCGGCGAGCUCGGCAGGGCCCCCGCCCACUCCCCUGCCCCUCUCGGCCACCUCCCCCGGCUGCCCGGCCACCAUGGCGUUCAGCGAGGAGGACGGCACCAACGGCGCCUCGGAGGCCAGCGAGGAGAGGGAGGCCCCCAGCAAGAGAAGGCGCCUGGGCUGGGCGGCCACCGCCUGGCUCACGUUCUACAACAUCGCCAUGACCGCGGGGUGGUUGGUUCUAGCUAUUACCAUGGUGCGUUUUUAUAUGGAAAAAGGAACACACAAAGGUUUAUAUAAAAGUAUUCAGAAGACACUUAAAUUUUUCCAGACAUUUGCCUUGCUUGAGGUAAUCCACUGUUUAAUUGGAAUUGUACCUACUUCUGUGCUUGUGGCUGGGGUCCAAGUCAGUUCCAGAAUCUUUAUGGUGUGGCUCAUUACUCAUAGCAUAAAACCAAUCCAGAAUGAGGAGAGUGUGGUGCUGUUUCUGGUCGCGUGGACUGUGACAGAGAUUACUCGCUAUUCCUUCUACACAUUCAGUCUUCUCAACCACUUGCCAUACUUCAUUAAGUGGGCCAGAUAUAAUUUUUUUAUCAUCUUAUAUCCUGUUGGAGUUGCUGGUGAACUUCUCACUAUAUACGCUGCCUUACCAUAUGUGAAGAAAACUGGAAUGUUUUCAAUAAGACUUCCUAAUAAAUACAAUAUCUCUUUUGACUACUAUUAUUUUCUUCUUAUAACCAUGGCAUCGUAUAUACCAUUGUUUCCACAACUCUAUUUUCACAUGUUACGUCAAAGAAGAAAGGUGCUUCAUGGAGAGGUGAUUGUAGAAAAGGAUGACUAAAUGACCUCUACAAACAAGGUGCUUUUUCCAGAAUAACCAGGAUUACUUGAGUCCAAGUUUUAAUAACAAGAAUAAACAACUUCAUGAAAUACUACAGAUUGUAUUAUUUCUUCAAAUAUACCUUGAGAUACGUGGUGUUUGCCAAUAUUUGUCUUCACACUGUGCCAUGUCCAUUUUCUACAAGAACUAUGCAAGUAUUUAUCAACUCCUGGGUAGGCGAUCAUCAUUAAGAAAAUGGUGUAUUACUUGCAAAAAACCCUUUUGUUAGUUUUUUUUAGUUUCACUAAAUUGUUAUGCUCAAAGCUUUAAAAACCAAUAUUUAGUAAUUAGUUUUGUGAUUUAACAUAUUCCUGCCAAUAAUAAUUUAUGUGAUAUUUAUAAAUGAAAGUAAAUACAGAGUUAUAAUAGCUUAUUAAUAAUGUAUUGGUGUUUCUUGAAACCAAAAGCUAUUUUUUCAAGUUAUAAGGGAGCAUUUUGACUAAUAACAGUUUUUGGAAGCAUGGAUAUACUUUACUGUCAUGAGACUUUUGAUAUAGAUGUCACAAUUGGUAAAUAUUAUUUGAAAAUAUGUCUACACCAUUGAAAUUACUUACAUUACUAAGCAAAUUUAUUUUUAUUUGAAAUUGCCAUUCUAAGAUAACCCUUUCAACUCUAAAGAUUUUAAAGGAUUAGAAACAACAUAAGUAUAUACUUUGCCUCCCUUAUUAAAAAAAUAAAGACAUUAGGUCUGAUCAUAAUAUUGCACUCGGAAUUCUGGCAGGGAAAGGCUGCUCUAUUCCAUGGAAUCGUCUAAUAAAAAUCAUGUUAUAAUAACAUUUUUGAGGUACUGAGGUUAAGAAGUUUUGGGCUAUGGCCUGAAAAAGACUCAUUUUAUCUGAAUUGCACUGGAAAGCAAGUCUUACAGUAAAGCCCUCUGUGUGUUUAAUAGAAUGAUACACUGAAAGAUAUACUUUUAAACUGUUUUAAUUCUAAAGUAGGUCCUUUAAAAAUUUUCCUCCUUCUGUUAAGAUAUGCUGCUUAGUCAAGUAAACUAACCCAGUUUAGAGAGAACACUAAAUAUGUGACUUUAAAAGAGAAGGAACUUUUGCCUACCGUAAUAUAUAGGCAUAAUUUUGGCUUGAAAUGUUCUGUUAUUGCUUGUGUUUACAUCAACAUGUAACAUUACACUUCAACAUUUUGUUACCACGUCCUUUUCAAAUGAUUUCACGUGAUUUGUAGUUCAGAAUAGUUUUGCAAACUCUCAUUUUAGAUAACUUGAAUUUUAUAAGGUGCUAUUUCUUUUAUUACAUUAUAUUGUAAUAUUUCCUGUGCAGCUUAAUGUUUUAAUGAGCAAUUAUGUAUUAGGUUACUAAUUCUCAAAAUGCUGAUGUACAUUCUCUGCUUACAUGGCUUGAUUAGUUUUCAUUUUGAAUUUUUAUAUGGAAGAGAUUUUCAGGGAGAUUUUAUCUUUGGUAAUAUAGUAUAAAACGUUCACAUAUUUAUCUUGUUAGAUUCCUGUCUUAUGAAAAAUACUUCAAAUCCUUUUCCUGAAAUUUGUAUUAAUUCAACUCAUGCUUCCUUUGAGCAACUGUACUACUUUUUUUUACCCCCGCUUAAGUUGUGGAAUAUCUUGAAGUAGAAAUUGUGAUUAACUUUAAUUAGAAAGGAAAAUGCCCCUCGUGCACUGUUGGUGGGAAUGCAGAUUGGUGGAGCCCUGUGGAAAACAGUAUGGAGUUACCUCAAAAAUUAAAAAUGGAACUGCCUUAUGACCCAGCAAUUCCACUUCUGGAAAUAUAUCUGAAGAAACCCAAAAACACUAAUUCGAAAGACUUUAUGCACCCCUAUGUUCAUUGCAGUAUUAUUUACAAUAGCCAAGAUUUGGAAGCAGCUAAGUGCCCAUCAGUAGAUGAGUGGAUAAAAAACUGGUAUAUUUACACAAUGGAACACUACUUGGCCGUAAAAAAGAAGGAAAUCUUACCUUUUGUGACAGCAUGGAUGGACCUAGAAAGUAAUAAACGAAAUAAGCCAGUCAGAGAAAGACAAGUGCCAUAUGAUUUCACUUACAUAUGGAACCUAACGAAUAAAAUAAACUAACCAACAGAAACAGACUCAUAGAUACAGAGAACAGACUAACAGCUAUCAGGGGGGUAGGGGUUGGGAAGCUGGGUGAAAAAGGUGAAAGGAUUAAGCAAAAAAAAACCCAAACAUGCUCUCUCUCUCUCUCUCUCUCUCUCUCUCUCUCUCUCUCUCUCUCUCUCUUUCUCUCUCUCACACACACACCCCAGUAUGGUGAUUACCAGAGGGAAAAGGGGUGGAGGGAGGCAGAAGAGGGUGAAGGGGGGAUAAAUGGUAAUGGAAGGAGACUUGACUUGGGGUGGUGAGCACACAAUUCAAUAUACAGAUGAUGUAUAUAGAGUUUUACACCUGAAUAAAUGCCACCCUUAUAAAUAAAAUAAAAUUAAAAACUAAAAGUACAAACUCAUAGAGAUCAGGACAUAUCUUACACUAAAUCUGUAUGCCCACACUGCAGUAUGUGUAAAAGGUAUUUGAUAAAUUCAUAUGGAAUGAUAAAAAUGCAUCAAACUCUUCAGUGACCUAUGGUAAUAUACUCAAAGUAUGCAUAAAUACUAGUAUGCAUAACUUCAGUUUAUCUUCAGUAUCUCCUAUUUCAACUAAUUCUAAACCAUUCUGUGUAGAAAAUAAAGUGCUUAAAUGGUACUUUGAUUUAAAGAAGAGAAAGUAUUUGAAAGCCCUUUGCACAUGUUUCCUGUGGACUGUACCUUUUUUUGGAUUGCUUCUGAAGUCACCAUAAGUGUUGAGUCAGGGUUUGAAUCAAGUAGAACCUGAAUUCGGUCCUGUAGACAUGUAUCAAUAAAUUUUAAUACUAGCAACUUUCUAUUAGCUUGGUGACAUUCCUUCAAAUUCUGGUUUUAAAAUUUUAAUAACUUUAUAGCUUGAUGUAUUAUAUAAUAUAUACAAUGUCUUAUUUUUCUUGGUCUUAAUUUGAUAUUAAUACAGCAACAUCUCUGCUAGGUUAUAGCUUCAUAAAAACAGCAUGUCAAAAUAAAUAUUUAAAACUUCAUUUUCACCAAAAGCUUUUGUGACUUGAUUUCUGAUGAUUUUAAGAAACAUUAUUUUUUCAUCUUUAGAUUCGUAAGUAUCUAAUUAUCAUUCAACUCUUAUUGUUUCUAAUGAUAUGUUGCAAAUGAUAUGAAAUUAUGUAAUAAUACUUUUCCCCCCUACCACAAAUAUUUAUUUUGUGCCCAGUGUGUGUCAAAUACUGUUGUAGGGAAUUACCAUCUUCCUCCUGUUAUACCUUUCUCUGCUCAAAUCUUUGACAUAUUUACCAGGUUAAAUUGGUUAGGAAAUUACAUUGCAAAAUAAUUAUCUAUGCUUUAACAAAAUAUAGUGCAUUGGUAAUCUGAUGGUUGCAGGGUUCUUUGUUAUUUAUAUAUGUAUAAGUGUGUCAGAGCACCACUAAAUAGAUAACAUUCUGGUUUAAAACUAGUUCAAACAAACUAAAAACAAUCAUUGAAUAUAAUCGAUAAAAUAGCCCGGCCAGAUUGGCUCAGUGGUUGAGCAUCGGCUAUGAACCAGGAGUUCACGGUUCAAUUCCUGGUCAGGGCACAUGCCUGGGUUGCAGGCUGGAUCCCCAGUGUGGGGGCAUACAGGAGGCAGCCAAUCAAUGAUUCUCAUCAUUGAUGUUUCUAUCUCUCUCCCUUUCUCUCUGAAAUCAAUAAAAAUAUAUUUUUAGAAAAGGAUAAAAAAAUUAUUGUCAUUUAAAAAUAACUAUAAAAAGCAGCAUUUAAAAUAUUUUGUAAAUGAAUGUGCAAAAGGUAGGGGUAUUUUUAUUUAACAUAUGUAGAUCUGAAAUAUACAUGUAAUUGAUAGGAUAAAAAUAUGAGUAACACAGUUAUGAAAGCAUUAAAUGGAAUUGAAAGUACAAUUUCUUCAUAUUUUUAGGCUAAAUUUAUAAAACAUCUUAAAUAGAUAAUUCAAAACAGCUUAAAUAUAUAACCUAAACGUUUUAGCUUUUUUUUUAGUGUUCUUGUAACAACUUUUAAAAAUAUAUUUAUCACCUGGCCAGCAUGGCCCAGUGGUUGAGCUUCAACCUAUGUAGCAGGAGGUCUCGGUUUGAUUCCUGGUGAGGGCACAUGCCUGCAUUAUGGGUUCAAUCCCCAAUGAGGGGCAUGCAGGAGGCAGCCAGUCAAUGAUUCUCUCAUCAUUUAUGUUUCUAUCUCUCCCUCUGCCUUUCUCUCUGAAAUCAAUAAAAAUAUAUUUUCAAAAAACAUCUUUAUCAAUUUUUUAGAAGUAUUUUUUCAUUGAUCUCAGAGGGGAGGGGGGGAGGGAUAGAACCAUAGAUUGGCUGCCUCUUGCACGUCCAUUACUGGGGAUUGAGCCCGAAACCAGGUAUGUGCCCUGGCCAGGAAUUAAACCAGCGACCUCCCGGGGCAUGGGACGACAACCAAGCAACGGGGCUACACGGGCCGGGCCACUUCUGUAUUUGAAACCUACAGAAACGCUGCAAAAAUGUAGGAAACCUUCACUUGAAUUCCCCACAUGUUACCAUUUUGUUUGAUUUGCUGUUGUUUUCUCUCCGUAUGUAUUCAUAAUAUUUUGUGAAUCAUUUGAGAGAAGUUGAAAACAUUAACCCCUAAUUGCUUCAGUGCCUAUUUCCUAAGAAUAAGGACAUUUCUGACAUAGCCACAGUACAGUGAUCAAAAUCAGGAAAUUAACAUUGAUAGAAUCCCUUUAAGCCACAGGGUUUGUUUAAAUCUCAUCAGCAUGAUGUUCUGAGCACGUGUAUAUUCUGGGACCAGGUCCAAUCCAGGUCAGGCAUUACAUUUAGUUUUCAUCUCCUUUAGCCUCGAGCUGAUCCUUACUGUUUUCUUCGUGUUUCAUGACUGACAUUUCAACAGAACCAGGCAGGUAUUUUAUAGAAAGUCCCUCCAUUCAGAUUUGUUUGAUGUCUCAUCAUUAGAUUUAAUUCACUCCUGAGCAGGAAUUUGAUUUGUUCCACUUUCUAAUGAUACUAAUUUUGAUGUUUUAGGGUUUGUGGUUUUUAAUAUUUUUUAAAAAUAUUGUUUGUUGCAGAGUAACAUAGAUAUCUUGCAAGUAGAAGGCCUUUUGGCCUAAUUCUUCGGAGUUUGACUUUGACAUAUGGCACUGGGAUUUUUAUUUUUUACCUGAAUAUGCCUGUGCUCUGAUACAUGAAAAUGAAUGUCUUUUUAAAUGCUUAAAAAGUAGUAAAUUCUUUUACACAUGCAAUUUCCAGGCAUAUUAUUAACUCACCUUUAUAUUGGCUUUUAUGCUGCUAGAUUGUAAAACUCUGUGUAAUUAAUACACUUUGGUUUUGCUUUAUAAUUCAUAACUACAGCAUUCUGUUCUUACAUUAUUAUAUACCCUUACCAUAAUAUUCUGCUUUACUAAAAUGAUAUAUAAUGUAUGAUUGAAAUUCCUUUAAAAUACAUUUUAUUUCUUGAUUUAUAAUGGUGUGUUACCCCUAUAAAUACAUAUUUUAAUUUGUUUUUAUUGAUUUUUAGAUAGAGAAAGGGAGAGGGAGAGAGAAACAUUGAUUGGCUGCCUCCUGAAUGCCCCCUACUGGGGAUCAAGCCAGCAACCUGGGCAUGUCCCCUGACUGAGAAUCAAAUCAGUGACCUCUUGAUGCUCAGUCCACUGAGCCACACCAGCUGGAUCUUACCCCUAUAUUUUUAUAUGCAAUUUGUACAAUUUGAGAAUUAAAAAUUAUUCUUAAGUCCACUUAACACUUUGUGGUUUUAGGGUACAUUGAGGAUAAUGACUGUGCAACAAUUAUUUUCAGACUACAGCUUUUAUGAGUCAUCUGAGGACCCAGAGUCCCUCCCUUAGAGAUUUUGCAUCAGUGGCUGUGGGGCUGUGAACUCCUCUUCUUUGGCAAGGUGCUGGGCAGUCCUGAUGCAGGCAGCUUAGUUGUUUCACUACCCUUUGAGAAACACUGCAAUAGUGAAAUAUCAGGGUUGAGGGACAUGAAUUUUUCCAAAUCCCAUAUUCAAUGUACAUACAGAACUGAAAAAACCCAGCAUUCCUAUGUCAUUAUAAUCAAAAUGGAUGCCAUAGUUUUAAGUUUAUAAAAAUGAAAAACUUGAUAUUUGCAAAUAUGAAGUAGUAAGACAUUUUGUAUGUGUUUUUAUAGCCAUACAAUUGAUCUGUUCAUUCACUUAAGUAAUGUAGAGCAUAAGACAGGUAACAGUAGUAAAAUCCAGAUUAAUAGUCAGUUUUUUUGUUGUGCUGAAUUUAAUGACAUGAAAUAAAUGGACAGCAUUAUAAUUAGAAACUGUUAAAAGAUUUUUCUUUAGUAGUAUUGUUAAUUGAACAGAACCUCUAGUGGUUUGUUUUUUUAAUAAAACAUUUUAGGAAUAAAUUCAACAUUGUGGAAAACAUACAUGGUCCAGUUUUUGAGAAAUCUGCAUGACAGGAAGUAAUUAUAAUUUGCCUAAAUGAUUUUUAAUUGAAUCCUAAAUUGACCAAAAUAGGUUUGUGGCAAAAUAGAUAUGUUCAGAAGCUGUUUGUUUUUUUUUAGUUAAACUUUAAUUGAAAUUAAGUCCCUUAGAACAGAAAUAAAUUUUAUGAAUAGAGGAAAUGAAAAAUUAAUUUACCUUAAGUGUACUUGAGAAAAAAUAGACUUUAAAACAAUUUUCAUCUUGGAGAAUGUACAUUUUUAAGUCUCAAAUAUUAAAUUAUUUUCAAAACUUAAUUUACAACUUAAUUUAUAUCUUGCAUAUUUGCUUCAAAAUCUGGUGUUACUUUUUUGUUUCAAUUCCAAAAUCAACAUAUAUGAGAUAAUGUAUAUUAUAAAAACUGAAUUUGCAGCAUUCAAAGCAUACAUAUUUUUAUGAAAAUAUUUUGGAAAGUUCAGAAUUUAUAGAGGAGUUGAGAUUUUAGUAAUCAGUAUGAGCUACACAGUGUGUUAAAUAGUGAAAGUUAAAUAUGUGCAUGGCUAGAAAAAAGGCUUUAAUGGUUAUAUUUUGAAAAUAUUGGUUAUUUUACAGGUUGAACAUGUUCAUAGUUAUGAAGGAUUUUUGGCCCUGGAAAAUUCCUAGUUAUUUAUUAUGUUAUGGGGUUAACUGCUUUCUGUAAAUGCAUUCAUAUAGUUUUUGAGAAAGCAUUUAAAAGGUAUUUUCUGUGAAUUAAAUUUACAUGCACAUAUACUUUGCAAGCACACAUUGAGUUUUCUUUAAAAUAUGGUUUCUGUUGGGUAAACAUUAAGAGAAGAUAAGAAAUUACCACAUUUAUUUAAAAGUUUUGUGGAAUUAGGUCUGAGCUGUUUAGUACCAGGUCUAGUUUGUAGUGAAAUUAAAUAGAUUAAAGCUAUAAAUAUUUAUUUAGUGGUAAAGAGUAAAUGGAUUUAUUUAUUGGCAAAUACUAGCAAAAUAAAAAUUAUAAAGUAUAUGUUAGGAUAUCAAUAUUAUUAGACUGAUGAUGCAUAUGAAAUUCUGUUUCAUCAGUCAUAUUCUUUGGUGGAAUGGUGACAUGUGUAAUGAAUGGUUAAGGACUGGGGCCUGGGAGUGAGACUUGUACUAAUUUGGGAAAAAGUACUUAACUUUCUUCAGCUUGAAGAUCCCUCAUCUGUAACAUGGGGUAAGAAGUUGUCUGAGUUGCAAAUGGGAUAACAUCUAUAAUUAUGUAGCACAGAGCUUGUCAAAUAUAAGUACACGCUAAAUGUUAGCUAUUAAUGACAUGUUUUGCUUUUAAUGAUUUUAUAACAACUAUAUUGUGCCAGGUGACAUUUCUAAAGUCAUACCAAACCCACUAUUUCUUGAGUAGAAUUUUAAAAAAUAUAUAUUUUUUAUUGAUUUCAGAGAGGAAGGGAGAGGGAGAGGGAGAUAGAAACAUCAAUGAUGAGAGAGAAUCAUUGAUUGGCUGCCUCUUUCACGGCCCCCACUGGGGAUCGAGCCCACUACAUAGGCAUAUGCCUUAACCAGGAAUUGAACUGUGACCUCUUGAUUCAUAGGUUGAUGCUCAACCACUGAGCCAUGUCAGCCAGGGUCUUCGGUAGAAUUUAAUAUUACUUAUAGAGAAUUAUUUUAGUACUACAGGCCCGGUGCACGAAUUCGUGCACCAGUGGGGUCCCUCGGCCUGGCCUGCAGGAUCGGGCUGAAACCAGCUCUCCAAUAUUCCCAAGGGGUCACGGAUUGCAAGAGAGCCCAGGCCAGGCCGAAGGAUCCCACGGGUGCACGAUCAGGCCUGGGGAGGGAUGUGGGAGGUUGGCCAGCAGGGGAGGGACCACGGGAGGGCUCCAGGGCAUGUCCGGCCUGUCUCACUCAGUCUCUAUCAGCCAGACCUCAGCAGUAAGCUCACCUACUGGUUGGAGUGUCUUCCCCCUGAUGGUCAGUGCACGUCAUAGCUAGGGGUUGAGUGACCUUAGCAUAUCAUUAGCAUAUUAUGCUUUGAUUGGUUGAAUGGACGACCAGGCACUUAGCAUAUUAGGCUUUUAUUGUAUAGGAUCAUUUUCUUUUCCUACAUUUUUUUCUACUUUGAUCUGUUGGAAAGAUUGCUUCUAUUGAACUAUUUUUCUUGAAUUGGAAGACUAUAGUUUCAUUUAGUAGUAGAACAGUGGAAAGCGGCUACCUAUGAAUUGUUCUCCUUUAGGACAUGUGUGGUAUCCGGAUGGUCGUGCCUUCUGAUAGUGUUUCCAAUAAGGCAGAGGCUUCCGUGAGAAACUCUCCAGCCAGCCUGGCCCCCUGGCAGGGCUCGUGGUGAAGGAAGAGGGGGCUCAGAUCCCCUGAUAGGAGCAUCAGGGGUGGGAGGGCAUGACCACUAUUGUUACAACAGAUCCUUUUAGAGAAUUCCAUUGUGUCAGCAUGAUAUUAAUAAUUUUUAUGUUUGUUGUUAAUAGAAGAAUAUAAAAGCUUUAUAGAGUUCUCAAAUGAAGAAUUCCUUAAUCAGAAUAUGAUGAAAUAAUUUUAUUUGGAAAUGUCUCAUUAAUCUGCAAUUGUUAGCAAUAAGAUGACUUUUCAAAAAACUUAAGUUCAUCUUAUGUCCCCGUUUAAAAAAAAUAGAUGUACAUCUCUGUUAUCUUAGAUGGUGUGCAAAAUAUAGAUAAUAAGUUAUCUUCUAUUGUUUUUAAUCUGAAAAACUAGAUGACCAAAUUGGCUAGAAUUGACUGACGUCAUAUGGCCCAGAUGUUAUGGUUUCAGAUGAGGUGAGUUCACUGGUUUUAGAAGGAACAUUGCAGCUUCUUUUGGCUGAUCAGAAAGGUCAAAAUUAAAACAAUAUAGAAUGACACAGGGUAAAACAUGUAAAUUUCUCUUCACUUGUUCCAUUUUUUUCCAAUACUAGCAUUAAUAACAGCUUGGUAUCUUCAGACUUUAUAAAACACACAUUCAUCCUUUCUAUUUUUGUUUGCACACACACACAGAGUUAAUUAAAAGGAAAUAAUCUAUACAUACUUUAUACAAUUUUGCACAAUGUCUUGGAGAUUCAUGCAUGUACAUAUAUUGCAUGUUAUGUCUUGUAUUUCUCUGUUGAUGGACAUUUUUGUUUACAAUCUAUAAUUAUAACCAUGUCAUAAUAAAGUAGUAAUGAUAAUAAUAGUAAUAUCAACUGGUAACAUUUAUUGAAAGUAUGUAUCAGGUAUGUGCUAAUUUAUCUCAUUUAUAAUUAACAACCAAAUAAAGUAUACACUAUUAAAAUAAACAUUUUAUCAGUGAAGGUUUUUAGUUUCAAAGAGGUUAGUAACAGGCCCAAGUAUAUCAUACCUUUGUACAGUUGUAUGCAUGUAAGAGAUUUGUAUGUGUAAGAUUGUCAGGUGAAAGGGAAUAUUUCACCAUUUUUAAUUUGCUAAGUUGUGUUCCAAAAAGCUUUAUCAAUUCAAACUUAGCAUCAAGGUGUGGGAGCACCUGUUUUCUUAUAUUGUUACACUAAAUAGUGCAAAUCUUUUAACUUUUCCAACUUGUACUUACCUGAUUAUUAAAAUUGAACAUAUUUUAUGCUUA
Molecule: messenger RNA, 11018 nt
Organism: Myotis daubentonii (Daubenton's bat)
Lineage: Eukaryota; Metazoa; Chordata; Mammalia; Chiroptera; Vespertilionidae
Gene: HACD1
Product: 3-hydroxyacyl-CoA dehydratase 1
Biological process (GO): sphingolipid biosynthetic process; very long-chain fatty acid biosynthetic process; fatty acid elongation
Cellular component (GO): endoplasmic reticulum membrane
Molecular function (GO): 3-hydroxyacyl-CoA dehydratase activity
Source: RefSeq, a predicted model, not a curated record